Fomitiporia mediterranea MF3/22 is the source of this 2121-nucleotide messenger RNA. Its product is annotated as NAD-dependent aldehyde dehydrogenase. Gene Ontology annotation, molecular function: aldehyde dehydrogenase (NAD+) activity. The transcript has 9 exons. The record is from RefSeq and is a predicted model, not a curated record. Lineage: Eukaryota; Fungi; Basidiomycota; Agaricomycetes; Hymenochaetales; Hymenochaetaceae. Bases 468 to 1970 code for a protein of 500 amino acids.
CUUCUCAAGAAACCAUAGCAAAGACUUGUGAUUGAAAGCCCUGCUUUCUCCGGCAAAGUGAAUGGAAAGACCGAGGGUCUGCAUCAAUGUAAUCGAAUCGAUAGUAAUACAUAUCAUCCCCACCCCCACAAUCGCGGAUGACAAAUUAUCACUAAAAUAAUGCGGGGUAUUGAUUUACCCUCUUGGUUACACACGAUGCGAUCGAGUUUAUCGGCGGUCAUGGGACACUUACGGCUCCAGAAGCCUUCUGACCAUUGCCCUCCUAUCCAAUUCGUUGAUUCACUCCCCAUUCUCGUGACAAUUCUUUCCCACCUUUCUAUCCGUUUCCAGGUCACAGCGGAACUCCGGCAAGGCGCGCUCUGGGCUACUAUAAAGAACGUUUCAUUCUCGUACAUUCGGUUUCUCAUUGUCUCAAAGUCUCACCUCACCUCUCAUUCUCACUCUCGUAUCUCGUCGCUUUCACCACAAUGCCACAGACUUUUACCUACGAAUUUAACACCCCUGUCUUCAAGGGGAAAACCUCGUUCAGUACCGGCCUCUACAUUGACGGGAAAUCCGUUGAUGGCGUCGACGGACUUACUUAUGAUGUCAUCAAUCCGACAACUGGGAAGGUGACGACGAAGAUGUGUAUUGGUAAUAAGAAGGACAUCGACCUUGCAGUCAAGGCAGCACACAAGGCAUACAACACUGUCUGGGGCCUCAAUUGCCCGGGCUAUGAGCGCGGGAAGCUGCUCAUGAAGCUCGCGACGUUGAUGGAAGAACACCACGACGAGCUCUCUGCGCUUGAGGCGCUUGAUAAUGGCAAGACGUUCUCGUGGGCAAGGAACGUGGACCUUCCCGGAUCAAUUCAAUGCAUUCGCUAUUACGGAGGCUGGGCUGACAAGAACCAUGGAAAGGUAAUAGAGACUGACGAGGGCAAGCUUGCCUACACGCGUCAUGAGCCGAUCGGCGUCGUUGGCCAAAUCAUUCCGUGGAACUUCCCGCUCCUUAUGCUUGCAUGGAAGAUUGGUCCCGCUCUCGCAACGGGUAACGCGAUUGUCCUGAAGCCGAGUGAAUUCACUCCGCUGACCGCACUCCGCAUGGUCGGCCUCAUCGAGGAGGCUGGUUUCCCUCCUGGUGUUGUCAACAUCAUCAAUGGCCUUGGACCUGAUGCUGGUGCCGCAAUCGCCGAGCAUCCUGAUAUCGAAAAAGUCGCCUUCACCGGUAGCACCCUCGUCGGACGCAGGAUCAUGGAAGCUGCUGCAAAGACAAACUUAAAGAAGGUCACCCUUGAGCUUGGAGGAAAGAGCCCGAACAUCAUUUUUGAUGAUGCCGACAUCCAACAGGCUGUCGACUGGGCUGCUCACGGUGUCUUCUGGAACCAUGGUCAGGCGUGCUGUGCGGGUACCCGAAUCUUCGUGCAGGAGAAGAUUUACGACGAGUUCCUGCAGAAGUUCACUGCAAAGGCACAGGGGCUUAAGAUUGGUGACCCAUUCGGUGUGGAUACGUACCAAGGACCACAGGUUUCGCAACCCCAAUUCGACCGUAUCAUGGGCUACAUCGAGUCAGGCAAGCAAGAAGGCGCCACAAUCCACACGGGUGGUAGCCGAUUCGGAAAAGAGGGCUACUUCAUCGAACCCACCAUCUUCACCAACACGCGUCCAGACAUGAAGAUCGUGCGGGAAGAGAUCUUCGGUCCCGUUGGUGUCGUGAUCAAGUUCCACGACGAAGAAGACGUGAUUCGACAGGCGAACGACACUCAUUACGGAUUGGCUGCGGCUGUUUUCAGCAAAAACAUUGAUCGGGCUCUGAGGGUUGCGCAUAGGUUGCAUGCGGGCACUGCAUGGAUCAAUUGCGCGAAUACUUUGAACACACAGAUUCCGUUUGGUGGGUAUAAGCAGUCGGGUAUUGGACGUGAGCUUGGAGAGUAUGCUUUGGCCAACUACUCUGCUAUCAAGGCUGUACACGUUAACAUCGGCAUGUCAAUUUGAGCGUAAGUCGACGGCGAGGCUUUGUAAUCUCUUAUUCACAUGUUCCUUUAACUUGACUUUCGAUCGAAAACAAACAAACGAUAUGCGACAAAAUAUCUAAGAUGUAUGUACUUUAUUAUGUUGCAAAAAUGUCAUAUUUGGCUACUUUUGA